AGAAACAGUCACGUUAUGUAGCCCAUCAGUUACGUUGCAUCACAGUGGCCACAGGUUCAUUGUUCAACAUUUAUUCUUUUUGCAGCUCAGACGUUUCAAUUUCAAAUGAAAGCUGCAACUUUACUAAUGCACAUACAAAUAAAAGCAACCAGCCCGUCAGCGCCGCGCCGCGCCGCGCAUCUCGCAGGACCCGCGGACAAGUUGUCGGAAGAACCAGUCACUCCAUGGACCCGAACUCCGCCUGAUCCGGGGCGCCGCCAUGAACGACCGGUACCACCGGGCGGCCCGGGACGGGUUCCUGGACGUGCUGAAGGAGGCCACGCGGAAGGAGCUGAACGCGCCGGACGAGGACGGGAUGACGCCGACGCUGUGGGCCGCGUACCACGGAAACCUGGAGGCGCUGCGGCUCAUCGUGGGGAGAGGAGGGGACCCAGACAAGUGUGACAUCUGGGGGAACACGCCACUUCACCUGGCAGCUGCCAACGGCCACCACAGCUGCCUGUCCUACCUGGUGGCCUUCGGUGCCAACGUGUGGUGUUUAGACAACGACUACCACACUCCGCUGGACAUGGCCGCCACCAAGGGCCACAUGGACUGUGUCCGCUACCUGGACUCCAUCGCUGCCAAGCAGAUCAGCCUCGACCCGAAGCUGGUCAGCAAACUCAAGGACCGGGCGUUCCGCCUCACAGAGCGCCGCAUCAAGGACUGCGUGAAGCUCCAAAGGAAGCACCAUGAACGCAUGGAGAGGAGGUUCAUGAAGGAGUCGGCCGCUUUAGACAACCUGGAUGCGAUCAGCUUCUCCAGCUACACCAGCAGCAGCACGCUGGGCCGCAAGUUCAACACGCUCACCUCCAACAUGCCAUACUCACAGGCCACUCUACACUCCACAGCCAAGGGCAAAGCCAAGAUACAGAGGAAGCUGGAGAAGAAGAAGCAGGUUGACGGAACCUUCAAGAUCUACGAGGACGGCAGGAGAAGCGUGCGCUCGCUGUCCGGCCUGCAGCUGAGCAACGACGUCAUGUUCCUUAAGCAGGGCACCUACGCCGCAGCCAAGGAGCGGUCGCGCCUCAACGUACGCGACAUGUUCCCCACAGACGAGGACGCGGACUCGCUGUCCCGCGCCAUGAGCGACCCCGGCCUCCACGAGGCCGCGUGUUCAGAGAUCAGCGCCGACUCGGGCCGCGACUCCCUGUUCACACGGCCCGGGCUCGGCACCAUGGUGUUCAGGAGGAACUAUGCGGGCGGGGGCAUGUUUGGGCUGGGAGCACGGGAUGAAGCCAGUGUCGCGGGCAGCGACCCUGUGGGACGCGCGCCCAACGUGCGGCUCCGUGGACGACUGCCCUCGCGGUCACCCAGCUUCGAUGAAGACAGUAUCGGCAGCGCGUUGAGUCUGCAGGAAAGGAACCUGCAGGAGCUGCCCUGGGAGGAGGAGGAGGUUGGUUUGGACGAGGACCUGGAGCCAGAGUCCAGUCCUCUGGAGACCUUCCUGGCCUCUCAAGGCCUCGGGGAGUUCAUUUCCAUCUUCAGGAAGGAGAAGAUCGACCUGGAGGCGCUGCUGCUUUGUUCAGAUCAGGAUCUCGGCAGCAUUCACGUGCCUUUAGGCCCCAGGAAGAAGCUGCUGGAAGCCUGCAAAAGGCGCGUGGAUGCUCUGGAUGAGCCAGAGGCCAUGGAGGACACAGAACUCUGAAGCUCAGUAGAGCAGUCCUGACCUUUCUGCGUGGGAGCUAACAGUUACAUGGAGCAGGAUUAUUUUACAGCCAUAACAGAUUCACACAACUCUGCGUCCGUUUCGUGAUGCAUCUUAUUUUUUUCAGAGAACUUUUUCAAAGUGGAAGCUUCGUUUGGACUGUGUGACUGAACAAGGUUCAUCCAGGUCUUCACUGUACAGAAAGUUAAUAUUUGUACCUAAGUUCAUUACGUUUGUAAAAUUCUGCUGUAAUUGAUUCCUCCGGUCAUUUACAGCCGUUUCUUAGCGUAUUGACCUUAUUAAUUUAUUUCAUUAUAUUAGCGGCUACUACUGGUAUAUGCCACUGGGAGGUGAUGAAAAUGUGGCGAGUAGAACCAAUUCAGUAGUGCAUUAAUAUAAUUAGGCAGCUCUUUAAAUCAUUUGCCAUUUAAAUGCGAUCGUGGUUCACAUGAAUAUCAGCUGCUUGUGAUUCUGCUUCUGUCUGAGCAGUCAUGCAGGUGAAACCCUCCACCCUCCAGAGGCUGGUCCUGUUCAUGUAGCGCCACACAGUGGUGCAUGGUGGUACAACACGGAGUCAGUGUUUGGCUCCAUGUCCUCUUUGUUUAACCCAUCUUUGCACAUGCAGUUUAUUUUUGUAAUUCA
Betta splendens (Siamese fighting fish) is the source of this 2329-nucleotide messenger RNA. Its product is annotated as pre-mRNA splicing regulator USH1G-like. NCBI's taxonomy places the organism in Eukaryota, Metazoa, Chordata, Actinopteri, Anabantiformes, Osphronemidae. Gene Ontology annotation, biological process: sensory perception of light stimulus; equilibrioception; sensory perception of sound. The transcript is spliced from 4 exons. The record is from RefSeq and is a predicted model, not a curated record. The coding region runs from base 260 to 1687 and encodes 475 amino acids. Gene Ontology annotation, molecular function: protein binding.